AUGCAGGUAUCUUACUGGAAAUUUUUUUUGGUCGUUUUUGCUGUGCUAUCAAGCACUGUUUCCGCGCUUCACUUUGACAUUGCAGCUACGACUAAACCCGAACCAUUUUGUGUUCGUGAUUUUGUGAGUGAGGGCCAAUUAGUGGUUAUAGAUAUUACGACUAGUGGCUCCUCCAAUGACGGUCAGACUUUGAACCUGUAUGUGCGUGAUUCGCUAGGAAAUGAGUACCGUAGAAAGAAGGACCUUGUGGGCGAAGCUCGUAUCGCGUUUACUGCCCCCUCAACUACUUCAUUCGACGUCUGCUUGGAGAAUAUUGCUUCAUACUCUGGUAGAUCCAUGAGCAGAGCCGUGGAGCUGGAUAUCGAGAGUGGAUCGCAGGCCCGUGACUGGAACAUGAUCAGUGCUAGCGAGAAGCUGAACUCUGUGGAAGUGGAACUACGUAGAAUUGAAGAAUUGGCUGACGAGAUCGUCGAUGAAUUGACUUAUUUGAAGAACAGGGAGGAAAGACUAAGAGAUACAAAUGAAUCUACUAACAGAAGAGUGAGAAACUUCUCGAUCCUAGUCAUCUUGGUUCUGAUUGGUCUAGGUGCAUGGCAGAUUAAUUACUUGAAGAACUACUUCAAGUCCAAGCAUAUCAUCUAA
Messenger RNA from Torulaspora delbrueckii, 642 nucleotides. It is a transcript of the gene ERV25, whose product is annotated as Erv25p. Gene Ontology annotation, biological process: intracellular protein transport; endoplasmic reticulum to Golgi vesicle-mediated transport; Golgi organization. Lineage: Eukaryota; Fungi; Ascomycota; Saccharomycetes; Saccharomycetales; Saccharomycetaceae. The transcript has a single exon. Gene Ontology annotation, cellular component: endoplasmic reticulum-Golgi intermediate compartment; COPII-coated ER to Golgi transport vesicle; endoplasmic reticulum. The record is from RefSeq and is a predicted model, not a curated record. Bases 1 to 642 code for a protein of 213 amino acids.